This is a messenger RNA of Aspergillus pseudonomiae, 1239 nucleotides long. Its product is annotated as RNA-binding protein. The record is from RefSeq and is a predicted model, not a curated record. Bases 1 to 1239 code for a protein of 412 amino acids. Gene Ontology annotation, molecular function: mRNA binding. The transcript has 4 exons. Lineage: Eukaryota; Fungi; Ascomycota; Eurotiomycetes; Eurotiales; Aspergillaceae. Gene Ontology annotation, cellular component: cytosol. Gene Ontology annotation, biological process: mRNA splice site recognition.
AUGUCAUUCCAGAACUUCGAAUCGUUCCAAAACCAGCACCCAGCGGCCGACGCUGCCGCUGCUGCCCCCGGCGCACCUGCUACUGCGGAUACCAUGGCCGGCCAGGCCGACCCUACCGCCGCCCAAUUCCAGGGCCCUGCUCCUGGCGAGCCAACGGCCGCUCCCGUUCAGCCCGCUCAGGAGGGCAAGACCACUCUCUGGAUGGGUGAGCUUGAGCCCUGGAUCGACGAGAACUUCGUCCGCAACCUCUGGUUCCAGAUGGGCGAGCAGGUCAAUGUUAAGAUGAUCCGCGACAAAAGAUGUUUUGUAGGUGAUCCUAAUGUUGGUAGUAGGAGCAAUGCCGGCUACUGCUUCGUCGACUUCUCCUCUCCCGCUGCCGCCGCUAAGGCUCUGUCGUUGAACGGCACUCCUAUGCCUAACACCAACCGCCUCUUCAAGCUGAACUGGGCCACUGGUGGUGGCCUCGCUGACCGCAGCCGUGAUGACCGUGGCCCCGAGUACUCCAUCUUUGUUGGUGAUUUGGGCCCUGAGGUCAACGAGUAUGUACUCGUGUCCCUCUUCCAGAGCCGCUUCCCAUCUUGCAAGUCCGCCAAGAUUAUGACCGACCCGAUUAGCGGCAUGUCUCGUGGCUACGGCUUCGUUCGUUUCUCCGAUGAGAAUGACCAGCAGCGUGCUCUGAGUGAGAUGCAGGGAGUCUACUGCGGCAACCGUCCUAUGCGUAUCUCCACCGCUACUCCCAAGAACAAGGGUCCUGGUGUCGUUCCCGGCGGUAUGGGCAUGCCCGGUCCCGCGGGAAUGUACCCUCCCAUGGGUGCUCCUCCCAUGGGCUUCUACGGUGCUCCUCAGCCCAUGAACCAGUUCACUGACCCCAACAACACAACUGUCUUCGUUGGUGGACUUUCCGGCUAUGUCACCGAGGAUGAGCUUCGGUCUUUCUUCCAGGGAUUCGGAGAGAUCACUUAUGUCAAGAUCCCUCCCGGAAAGGGCUGUGGUUUCGUCCAGUUCGUUCAGCGCCAUGCCGCUGAGAUGGCCAUCAACCAGAUGCAGGGUUACCCCAUCGGCAACUCGCGUGUGCGUCUGAGCUGGGGCCGCUCUCAGAACAACUCCGGUCCCGCCGGAAGCCCUUACCGCCCAGCUCCUCCUCCGCCUCCCAUGUACCCUUCUAUGGGCAUGCCCCCUGCCCACCAGUAUGGCGGCUUUGCGCCUAUGAAGGUUGGUGACCCUGAAGCUACUGCAUGA